Messenger RNA from Oryza sativa Japonica Group (Japanese rice), 2203 nucleotides. Its product is annotated as trans-cinnamate:CoA ligase, peroxisomal. Lineage: Eukaryota; Viridiplantae; Streptophyta; Magnoliopsida; Poales; Poaceae. The record is from RefSeq and is a predicted model, not a curated record.
CACGAAUCGCCGAAUCGCCUCACCUCGAUCAUAUCAUCCAUAAUCCUUCAAGCUCUUGUUGGCUUUGCUUAAUUGCAGCUGCCACUAGCUUUGUUAGGAUCAAUCACAUCCAUCUACGUGUGUAGAGCGUCGUGACAGAGAGUUUUGUGAUGGAGCAGCUUCCCAAGCGCCCGGCGAACUACGUGCCACUGAGCCCUGUGGGGUUCCUGCCGCGCGCCAAUGCCGUCUACGGCGACCGCACCUCCGUCAUCUACGGCCGCGUCCGCUUCACCUGGAGCCAGACCUACGCCCGCUGCCGCCGCCUCGCCUCCUCCCUCCUCUCCCUCGGCGUCCGCAACCACGACGUCGUGUCGGUUUUGGCGCCGAACGUGCCGGCAAUGUACGAGAUGCACUUCGCGGUGCCGAUGGCCGGGGCGGUGCUCAACACCAUCAACACGCGGCUCGACGCGAGGGCGGUGGCGGGCAUCCUGCGGCACUCCGAGGCCAAGGUGUUCUUCGUCGACUACCAGUACGUGCGCCUCGCCAGCGACGCGCUCCAGAUCGUCGCCGACGAGGGGAGGCACGUCCCGCUCGUCGCCGUCAUCGACGACAUUGACGUGCCCACCGGCGUCCGCCUCGGCGAGCUCGAGUACGAGGGGCUGGUCGCCCGUGGCGACCCCGCCGCCGAGCUGCCCAGCCUCGCCGACGAGUGGGACGCCGUCACGCUCAACUACACGUCGGGCACCACGUCGGCGCCCAAGGGCGUGGUGUACAGCCACCGCGGCGCGUACCUGAGCACCAUGAGCUUGCUCAUGUCGUGGGUCGUCGGCGACGAGCCGGUGUACCUGUGGACGCUGCCCAUGUUCCACUGCAACGGGUGGACCUUCACCUGGGGCAUGGCAGCGCGCGGCGGCGUCAACGUCUGCAUCCGCGACGCGCGCGCCGCGGACAUCUACCGCGCCAUCGCGCGCCACGGCGUCACCCACCUGUGCUGCGCGCCGGUGGUGUUCAACAUCCUGCUCGAGGGCGGCGAGGCGGCGGCGAAGCAGCUCGCGGCCCCGGUCCACGUGCUCACCGGCGGGGCGCCACCGCCGGCCGCCCUCCUCGAGCGCGUCGAGCGGAUCGGCUUCCGCGUGACGCACGCGUACGGGCUCACCGAGGCCACCGGCCCGGCGCUGGCGUGCGAGUGGCGCGCGCAGUGGGACCGCCUGCCGCUGCCGGAGCGCGCGCGGCUCAAGUCCCGGCAGGGCGUCAGCGUCCUGUCCCUCGCCGACGCCGACGUCAAGGACGCCAAGACGAUGGCGAGAGUGCCGCGCGACGGCAAGACCGUCGGCGAGAUCGUGCUCCGCGGCAGCAGCAUCAUGAAGGGCUACCUCAACAACCCGGAGGCGAACAGCGACGCCUUCAAGGGCGAGUGGUUCCUGACCGGCGACGUCGGCGUCGUGCACGCCGACGGCUACAUCGAGAUCAAGGACAGGUCCAAGGACGUGAUCAUCAGCGGCGGCGAGAACAUCUGCAGCAAGGAGGUGGAGGAGGUGCUGUUCCAGCACCCCGCCGUCGCCGACGCGGCGGUGGUCGCCAUGCCGCACCCGCACUGGGGCGAGACGCCGUGCGCGUUCGUCGUGGCGAGGGACAAGGCGGCCGGGGUGUGCGAGGACGACGUCGUCGCGUUCUGCCGCAAGCACAUGGCGCGGUUCAUGGUGCCCAAGAAGGUGGUCGUCUACGACGCCAUCCCGAGGAACGGCAACGGCAAGGUCGAGAAGAACUUGCUCCGGGAGGCGGCCAAGAAGCUGGCGCCGGCGGCCGUGCCGGCGCAGAAGACGAAGGUGAAGACGACGACGACGACGGUCGGCGGCCGCCGCGGCGAGCACCCGGUGGCGCAUGUCAUGGCCGUGUCAAGGCUUUAGGGCAAUCACCAAAAUGUCACCAAUCUUUAUCGGUGAACCGGUGAUAUCACCUUUUGCACGUAGGAAUUUGGCACUACGCCUGCCAAAAAUUUACAAAAAAUAAGCAUGGCGUGUGUUUGGAAGAGUUUUGGUCUGUCCAGGUGUAAGAGCGAACUUGGUGUAUUGCUGGGCAGUGACCACUCCGGUGUACUUUUUUUUAACCUCCUUUUUUGUUUGUUCAGAUUUCGCACUUGUGUACAUUGUAAAAUAACAGUGUUGAAAUGUGGAGGAAGUUGUUCUUCUCAAGCUCCCAUGAAUUAAGUUGUUUUUCCACUUCA